This is a messenger RNA of Colletotrichum navitas, 1696 nucleotides long. RefSeq lists its product as uncharacterized. Lineage: Eukaryota; Fungi; Ascomycota; Sordariomycetes; Glomerellales; Glomerellaceae. Bases 87 to 1502 code for a protein of 471 amino acids. The record is from RefSeq and is a predicted model, not a curated record. The transcript is spliced from 3 exons.
CCUCAGUCACACUCACUCUCUGUCCCUUCAUCGAAUCGCCACACGAGUUCGUCGCAACACUAGACGACGCUCCGUGCAACUUGAAUAUGUCCGCUUCUUCAUCCUCAUUCCUCCCAGGAGGCCAAGCCCUGACGGCCGAAACCCGCCAAAUGCAGGACCUCCUCCGGGAGUUCUACACUGACGACGGGGAAACGAAACACAACCCCACGGCAUACGACGAGUCGAAGCUGCGAGACUUUCUGCGCUCGCAAAAGAUAUGCUCGACGAGUCCAGGACGGUCCGAUUACCUGGAUGAAUAUGAUGCCAAGAUGCGUCUGAUCCCCCAAGUGUACGAUGCGUUCAUCGCCCUGUAUCCCGAAGUCACAGGUCAGGUCUCAGCCUCUCUCUGGACAGGACUCUGGAACACCUCGGCAAGCAACUUGGAGAAUCUGCUUGGCAAGUUGCGCGAUCCCAACGAACCGUUCGAAACACACGGUUCGCUGAACAUGUUCAGCAACUACUUUCCGUCACUCCUCAAGACUUUUCGUGGCUUGACCGCCCCCAAGGACGGUACUGAGGACAAGACCAUAUACAAACGAGACUCAUCGCAGUCAACAUCCGCUCUGAGACGCGAUAACGAAAGGUGUGUCAUCACAGGCGCACCUCACCCAGACGUUUGCCACAUCUUUCCGUUCGCCUCUCUGAAGCGUCGGCUUGACACGAAUGCGCACCUGGGUGCCAUGGCGAUCUUGUGGGGCGAGCAUCGGGUCCGCCAACUCCGCGCGAAGCUGACCGGACGUUAUGCUUUUGGGGCCAGCGACAACGUCAACCUUGUUGACACCGUCAGGAACAUGAUUUCCUUGAACCCACAGCUACACGAUUGGUGGGGAAGAGGCUUUUUUGCCUUGGAGCCAAUGGGAGAGCCUGAGUGGUCGUCCGAUUCCAGCGAGACCUCAGCCGGAUGUUCCAAGAAGCAAAAGCUACAAGGGAAAUGGUCUAUUCGACUACGCUUUCAUUGGUUGAGAAAGACAGACAUCCAGCGUCUCGAUACGCCAGUGGACUUUCGUAAAGACCCGCUUACUAUGCUUAAGGAUCCGGAUCCCGAGCGUCCUGUGGCAGCUGUCAACCUGACGACCUGGCGACCGGUCGAGAGUGGUCAGACUUUCACUAUCACGGCAGAAGAUAUUGAUACAUUACCCGACUACGAUAUCCUGCUCCUCCAGUGGGAUGUCUUGAGAAUGUGGCGCCUGGCCGGCGGCGCUGAUCCCGCCAUCUAUCCAGACAACCCCUUCGACAGCGACGACGAGGCUGACAACGUAGCUGAGUCGGGGGGUGAAACAGUUGUCGACAGUCAUCAAGAGCCCAAGGAUGUUUCGCACAACCGCGGCCAGUCCGACCCGAGAGUUAACAACUCUCCGUCGGGGAGUCAAACACCCAGGAACAGUAACGAUGACCCCAAUGCGGACAUCGACGCUAGUCAGAGCGGUAAAACCCAGCCUACCGACCAGAGACGUGGUUCCUAGUACGGACACAACCUGACGGUACGCGGGAAGGAGAAGUUUUCUCAAGGCUUGAGGAAGAUUAGUCUCCAGCUGCCUAAAAACCCAGACAUGACUGUCUCGGUCAAGAAAAAGAAGAGUUUGGCCGACCUGACCGGAAAGGUUGGGAAGAAGUUCGCUUCCUUGAAACUGGGAUUCUCUCGAAGUGUCAAGGGCGG